Gossypium arboreum is the source of this 926-nucleotide messenger RNA. RefSeq lists its product as uncharacterized. The coding region runs from base 338 to 781 and encodes 147 amino acids. The record is from RefSeq and is a predicted model, not a curated record. Lineage: Eukaryota; Viridiplantae; Streptophyta; Magnoliopsida; Malvales; Malvaceae. The transcript has a single exon.
CAUGAUUCUUAAACUCUAUCUAAAAUAUUCUCUCUAUAUAUUUUUAAUAUUUUCCAUGUAUAUUAUAUUAUCUAUAUUUAAAGUUCAUAAUUAUCCUUCAACAAUAUCAUUUCUAAAAUACGAAUUUAUAAACAAACCAUUUACUUUUAUUAUCUUAACCUAGUUAAAUUUGGGGUUUUACAAUUAAUUUUAAUUGUAAUUUUGAGCAGACAUGGCAUAUAGGAGUAAAGUAGACAUCUUUUAUUCCACUAACUGGUUUUGUUUCUCAUUCUAACAUUAUUUGGCAGCUAGAUCUGUGCUUGUGUUCACACCAAGAUCCCCUCCAAAAAAAAAAAAUAUGGAAGCUCUACUCUCUGAAUUCACCUUCCUCUCAGAUCAAGCAUUACAAGACAAGAACUUUGAUCCAUCCACCAUAGAAGACCUAAUGAAGCUGUUUGAGAUUGAAUCAUACAAGGCAUGGGCAGCUAUGGAGCUUGAACAAGAAGAGGAAGUGAAAGAAGCUGAAACAAGCAUGCAGCAAGCUGAGGGUUAUCUUGACUCAGUCAUGGAAGCUGCGAUGGAUGAGUUUAGGCGGUUGGAGGAGGAAAUGGAACGCAUGGCAAAGGCUGAACUGAAGGACCUGGAAGACACAGCAGACAAGGCUAGAAAAAUGGGAAACCUGAUGGAAAAAGCUGCCGCUAUCGCCUCCAAAAAGUACGUUGAGGCUGCACUUAAUUCUGCUACUGCUUCUAUGAAAUCUGCUUGGAAAGGACUUUCUUCUAAAAAGGUUCAUCCUUCAUGAAAUGAAGCUCUUGUUGUAUCUUACAUAUAAUAUAAUUGAAAUACCCCUUGUUCUGGGUUUUCUUUCUUUCAUGUCACUGUAUGUUUUUCAUAAAAAGUAAUUAAAAUCCAUGAACUGGAUCUGGAUUUCUCCAGGAAUAAGAAAA